CUAAUUAAGUAUAUUACUGCGGCAAUGAAAGCCGCAAGGUUAAGUUUGAUCAUCGCAUUUCUAGCUCUCGUCAGGCUGUUAUAUCUCAAUAAUGCCUCUGCAUUCAGCAGCAAGAGAUUAAUAAAUGGUGAACCUCAGCACGUGGAAGGUGUAGAUGAUCCAGAGGCAAUCGCAUUGAUGGUGUCCACGAGCAUUCACAACGCUACGGAGAGGAGAAAAUUGGGAUACUUUUCGUGUGCGACGGGGAACCCAAUAGACGACUGCUGGCGUUGCGACCCCAACUGGCAGAAGAACCGCAAGCGGUUAGCCGACUGCGCCAUCGGCUUCGGCCGGAACGCGAUCGGCGGCCGCGACGGGGCAAUGUACGUGGUCACGGACCCAACCGACGACGACCCGGUCAGCCCGAAGCCCGGGACGCUGCGGCACGCGGUCAUCCAGGUGGAGCCGCUGUGGAUCGUGUUCGAGAGGGACAUGGUGAUCACGUUGAAACAAGAGCUGAUCAUGAACAGCUUCAAGACGAUCGACGCCCGCGGGGCCCACGUGCACGUGGCGGGCGGGGCCUGCCUCACGCUCCAGUUCAUCACCAACGUCAUCAUCCACGGGCUCCACAUCCACGACUGCAAGCCCACGGGGAACGCCAUGGUCCGCAGCUCGCCGAGUCACUACGGUUGGAGGACGAUGGCCGACGGCGACGGCAUUUCUAUUUUUGAUUCCAGCCACAUAUGGAUUGACCAUAACUCACUGUCUAACUGUGCUGAUGGGCUCAUUGAUGCUAUUAUGGGAUCAACAGCCAUCACCAUCUCCAACAAUUACUUCACCCACCACAAUGAGGUCAUGUUGUUAGGGCACAGUGAUUCCUACUCUAAAGACAAGGAUAUGCAGGUCACAAUUGCUUACAACCAUUUUGGGGAGGGGCUUAUUCAAAGAAUGCCCAGGUGUAGGUUUGGAUACUUCCAUGUGGUGAACAAUGACUACACACAUUGGGAGAUGUAUGCCAUUGGUGGGAGUUCAAACCCCACAAUCAACAGCCAAGGCAACAGAUUCCUAGCCCCUACCAAUCCUUUUGCCAAAGAGGUGACUAAGAGGGUAAACACAUCUAACGGCGUUUGGGAGGGAUGGAAUUGGAAAUCAGAAGGGGACCUUAUGCUGAAUGGAGCUUACUUCACUCCGUCUGGAAGUGGGGCUUCGAGUACCUACGCCAAGGCCUCUAGCUUGGCGGCCAAGCCCUCUUCCUUAGUGGGCACUCUUACUUAUGAUGCCGGUGUCCUAUCUUGCCGUCCUGGCAACCAAUGUUGAUCUCAUUAAGAGCCCGUUUUGCAACUUUUGAAAAAAAACUAUCUAAUGGCAGCGCUUAGCUUUAACAUUUUCAAAGUUAAUCAGCACCAUUAAGAAGUUAGCAAAAGCGCUAAAUUGAAAGGGUCGUUCCCAAACAAGACCUAAAUACUGCAGGGAACAUCUUGUGAAAUUACACAUUUUUAGGCUUAUAAUAGAUUGAUUCAACACAACCAACCUCAGAUUCUUUUUGGUAAGUAAUCUAGGGGAAAUUUGUCCAAAACCUCUUCCACCCAUGAUUCCUAAACUUGGCCUGCACAUUGUUGUGUAUCAAAAGUCCAAUGGAUGGGUAGAAUCAAACACAGGCAGAGAGCGAGAAUGAUACAGAAGCUCAAUUUUCUUGUUUUUUUACAUGUUCAGCUUUCAUGAAAAUGAACUCCUGAAGAUAUAGUGUAAUGUUUCAUGGCUUUUGGAGCAAUUGGGAGUGGAGAAACAGAGAAAUUUGUCAUAGACGCCGAACCAGAACCUGAUGAAAGCGACUAAAAAUUUGUGUUUUGAUCACUACAGUGCACGAUCGGCGUGGUUCCGCACGUUUUCCUCUGGUUCAUUCAUCUGUUCUCUUCUCCGGCCUACACGAACUCAGCCUCCUUAGAUUCUUAAUCGU
This is a messenger RNA of Cuscuta campestris, 1936 nucleotides long. The record is from the annotation of a GenBank genome assembly. NCBI's taxonomy places the organism in Eukaryota, Viridiplantae, Streptophyta, Magnoliopsida, Solanales, Convolvulaceae.